GUAUAAAUGUAAAACUAAGACAGUUAUUUAUGUUUUUCUACGUAUUUUAUUGAAACUAUGCAAAAAAUUAUCCCCCUAUUAUUGAUUUGUUUCUUUCUUCAUAUUGAAAGAAUCUAUGCUUCUGGUCGUACUAUACAUCAGUAUUUUCCCAAAGUAAUACUUAUUUCUCUCGAUGGAUUUCGUUAUGAUUACUUUGAUAUGGCUGAGGAAAGAAGUGUAAACAUGUCAGCAUUUGAAAAGAUUAAAAGUCAAGGAGUUUACAUAAGACGUAUACAAAAUGAAUUCCCUACUUUAACAUUCCCAUCACAUUUUUCAAUGGUAACAGGCCUGCACCCUGAAAGUCAUGGAAUAGUAGAUAAUGUGUUUUAUGAUCCAUCUAUUAAUGCAACAUUUUCAUCAAGAAAUCAGUCUACAGCAUUAGAUUCUAGAUUCUAUGAUGUUGGAGCUGAACCGAUUUGGAUAACGAACCAGUUUCAUGGUCAUAAAAGUGGAGUGACUUUCUGGAUUGGAAGUGAGGCGAAAAUCAAAGGUCAGAGACCAACUCAUUAUCUAGCACCCUACAAUGAGAACAUUACAUUCAAUCAGCGAAUUGAUAUUUUGAUGGGUUGGUUUGAACAUGAAAAUAUUAACCUCGGUCUUAUGUAUUAUCAUCAACCUGAUAGAGCAGGACAUAUUUAUGGAGCGGCAAGUGACGAGGUUUUCAAAGCUAUUGAGGAGAUAAACCAUGGACUAGAUUAUCUUUUGACAUCAAUUGAAAACCGACCAUCACUUAGUUGCUGCCUCAAUCUCAUUUUAUCAAGUGAUCAUGGAAUGACGAACGUCAGUUCAGACAGAGUUAUAUAUCUUCAUGACUACAUAGACCCGAAUGAGUAUACAUCUGCUCCUAAGAAGUCAGCGGAAAUCUGGACACUUUGGCCAAAAAAAGGACAUACUGCGCAAUCAUUAUACGACAAAUUGAAAGACAAGCACUUCAGAUUAAAUGUCUAUUUGAAGGAGGAACUACCAACACGUUUAUUUUAUGAUUCAAGUGAUCGAGUUGGUCCUGUUGUUGUAUAUGCAGACAUUGGAUGGACGAUUAUUGCUGAUAGAAGUUCUGGGGUAACAUUGAAAAAUAAAGGUUCUCAUGGUUAUGAUCCAGAUUACAAAGAGAUGUCUCCAUUUCUAAUGGCAAUGGGACCUCAGAUAUCUAAAAAUCAAACAACAGAAUUAGAAGAAACAGUCAGACUGAUUGAUAUUUACUCACUGAUUUGUCUUAUACUUAAGUUGAAACCUGCUCCUAAUAAUGGCAGUGUUUGUCGAGUUGCCCCAUUGAUAAUUCAUAAAAGUAUUGCCAAUGUCAACAGAUCACCUACUAUAUUCAUUAUGAAAUUUGUUAUUCUAACUAUUUUCAUGUCAUACAAUGGAUUAUAUAAUUGAAAUCAUAUACAUUUCUGUUGAAUGAAUCGUUGAUGUUCUAAUAAGGAAACUUGUUUACUUGUUUGUUUUAUUAAGAUGCAACUAAUUACAUAAUUGUCAUGUGUUAGUAAAACAAACAAUUGGAUUGUUAACUAAUACUCAGAUUGUAUAAUUUUUUCUCAUUAUUGAUAAGUGAUUGAUUUGUUCUGUUUGAAGUGUUUAUUUUUCCUGACAUUUUAAUGUAUGCAUUCUUAUAUGAAAUGGUGUAAAACAUAAUCAAUAUUUUGAUGAUUGUAUUAAUCUGUAAUGUGGUUGUACAUUGUUAUUCUGUAAAAUGUGAUAACAUCCCUUUGAUACGUUAUGAUGUACUUACUUACUACUUAUAGGCGUAAUUAAGUAGUAAGUAUAUCUUGAUGCACCUAUUCAUCUUUAAUCAACCAUCAUAGUUACAAAUAUGUCAGUAAUAACUUUGACUUUACAAUAUUAAAUAGAUUGUAAACCUCUGAUGAGAAUCUAAUGAAAUAAAAUGAAUCCAUUCAUUAUUUUGCACUGA
Molecule: messenger RNA, 1948 nt
Organism: Schistosoma intercalatum
Lineage: Eukaryota; Metazoa; Platyhelminthes; Trematoda; Strigeidida; Schistosomatidae
Source: the annotation of a GenBank genome assembly